GGGGUUUUUCCCUCUGCCGCGGAGCAGCCGUGGAGUGUCUGCAUGCUCAGAGGGUGUUUCUAAAUCCACUCUGGUGCCCGGUGGUGAAUGGCCUUGAGGGAACCCAGGACCAGGCUGAGGGUGGUCUACACAACGGAAAGGGCAGACGGAUUCAGGCGUUGGGGACACGAGGCUCUCGGGCCUGGCUUAUGAUUGCUGUGGGUCCCCUCCCAGGCGUCUCUUCGGAAGACUCUCCGUGGCCCCGGGCUCCCAUCCCACCUGCCCGUUAGGCGCACGGGAGACAAGCUCAGAGGACCCCUCUCCCGGAGGUCCACCGCAGGAGAACCCCAGCACUGCCGCCCCAGCUCCCAGGAGACUGCUCCCCACCGCCCCCGCGCUGCCGCUCCGGGUAGUGAAGACCGAGAGUGGCGCGACGGCGCGAACCUGGCGCCAACCCCAGGCCUGGCUUUUCCACCGUCAGCCCUCUCCUGCCUCCGUCUUCCGAGGUUGCGUUUCUAAAAGCGAGGCCUGGAACCGGUCCAGGCCUUCUGCCCUCCUGUUCCUACUUCGACCGCUCCCCUACCCCGCCCCCGCACCUCUUGCCCCCAGCCCCUGCCCCUCUGUCGCCUCCAGGGUCGGCUGGGGUCAGAGUGGGAAACCCCCUCGGGAAACCCCCGGGGAGCAGCUGGAGGAGGGGAAGCGGGGUCGCGGGGUCGCGGGGCGGCGGGAAGGAGCCCAGGACGCCACUAUUUAAGCCACCGCCCGCACGAGCAAGGGACAGAGCCUGGCCGAGCAUGGAGCGGGGCCGCGCCCUCCUGCUUCCCCUCCUUCUGGGGCUGCUCCAGCCCGGCCGCGGUGGGCCGCUGGAAGUGGAUCCACCUGAGAGCCAGGUGGCGAUGGCCGUGGGAGAGUCGCGAAACUUCACCUGCCGCAUGACCUGUGCGGACGGCAGGGCGGCCUCGGUGCUGUGGCGGGGCCUGGACACCAGUCUGGGCGCCGUGCAGUCCAGCGCGGGCCUCAGCGUCCUGUACGUGAUCAACGCCUCGCUGUCUGCGGCGGGGACCCGCGUGUGCGUGGGCUCCUGUGGGGACGUGGUCCUCCAACACCGGGUGCGGCUCCUGGUAUUUGCCUUCCCUGACCAGCUGAGUGUAUCCCCUGAGGCCGUAGUGCCAGGGAGGGACCAGGAGGUGGCCUGCACGGCCCACAACGUCACACCUGCUGGCCCUGACACCCUCUCCAUGUCCCUGCUCCUGGGGGGUCGGGAACUGGAGGGAGUGGAAGCCCUCCCGGAUAUGACUGAGGAGCCCCAGGAAGGCGAGGACCCGCUGUUCCAAGUGACCCAGCGCUGGCUGCUGCCCGCCUCAGAGACCUCCAGCCUCCACACCCUCCAGUGCCAGGUGACCAUGAGGCUGCCCGGCCUGGAGCUGACCCGCCACCGGAGCAUUCCAGUCCUGCAGGGCCUGACCUCCCCGGAGCCCCCCGCCAUGACCCCAGCAAAACGCAGCAUCACAGCAUCUCCGGAGCCCACUGAUACAACCACCCCAGAGCCCUUUGUCAUGAAGCCCCCGAAGCCCCCCAUCACCUCCCCCGAGCUGGCCUCCACCUACAGCCCCACAAGUCCUGGCCCCACGCCCAGGAACAGCUCCACCAGGCCGUGCCUCCCGGAGAUCCACCAGUUGUCAGCAUCAGGGGCUUUGGAGCUGCUGUGCGAGGUGCCCUGUGGUCCCGGCAUGGCCGUGCGCUGGACCCAGGCCCCUGGCGGGCUGGAGGCCUACGAGACGCGGGAGGUGGGGGCCCAAGCUUGGCUGAGCAGCAGGAGCAUGCUGUGGUCCGGGUGCCAUCCUGAGGGCUGGUUCCAGUGUCGCCUGGACCCUGGGGGCCACACAGCCAACCUGUAUGUGGUCCCGGAAAUCUUUUCAGGGAACCUGGUCACUCUGUGAGCCCUUAGCAGGCUUUGCCGGGCUGCUCCCCAAGCCUGAAGAGGGCUGCAGGAUUCCAGACGCCUCUCUCUCCAGGCUCCCCGACAAUGUCAGCUGCCCUGUGGACCAGCAGCUUGGCGCUGGGGCUCCUUCUCCUGGUGUUCCUCACCUACCGCCUGUG
Messenger RNA from Capra hircus (goat), 2079 nucleotides. It is a transcript of the gene MADCAM1, whose product is annotated as mucosal vascular addressin cell adhesion molecule 1. Gene Ontology annotation, biological process: heterotypic cell-cell adhesion; integrin-mediated signaling pathway; leukocyte tethering or rolling. NCBI's taxonomy places the organism in Eukaryota, Metazoa, Chordata, Mammalia, Artiodactyla, Bovidae. Gene Ontology annotation, cellular component: membrane. The record is from RefSeq and is a predicted model, not a curated record. Gene Ontology annotation, molecular function: integrin binding involved in cell-matrix adhesion. The transcript is spliced from 6 exons. The coding region runs from base 774 to 1919 and encodes 381 amino acids.